Molecule: messenger RNA, 441 nt
Organism: Pseudopodoces humilis (Tibetan ground-tit)
Lineage: Eukaryota; Metazoa; Chordata; Aves; Passeriformes; Paridae
Gene: CDC26
Product: cell division cycle 26
Biological process (GO): anaphase-promoting complex-dependent catabolic process; regulation of mitotic cell cycle; protein K11-linked ubiquitination
Cellular component (GO): anaphase-promoting complex
Source: RefSeq, a predicted model, not a curated record
AGCGGCGGGUCCUGUCGCGGUGCCGCCGGUCGCGAUGCUCCGUCGGAAGCCGACGCGGCUGGAGCUGAAGCUGGACGACAUCGAGGAGUUCGAGAGCGUCCGGAAGGAGCUGGAGAGCCGCAGGAAGCAGCGGGACGAGGCGGAGGCGGCGGCGGGUGGCGAGGAGGCGGCGGCGGCGAUAGGAGCGCUGGGCACGGAGCACAAGAGCCGCGAGCAGCUCAUCAAUGACCGCAUCGGGUACAAGCCGCAGCCCAAGGCCGGCGGUCGCACCGCGCACUUCGGCACCUUCGAGUUCUAACGGGGGUUGCCCCGGGGGGCCGGACGGGCCUCGCCUCCCCUCUCUGAGCUGUUACAGUUUUGUUUUUUAAGUUUUGUUAACAUGCCCGUCAACGCCCCUUGGCCGAGUGUUUUGUUUAAAUAAACGUAUUUUUUUUAAGAAAA